UACAGCCUGUCAAAGUGCGGGGCUGUACAAAAAAAAAAGAAAGAAAAGAACAAAAAAAAAAGAAAAGAAAAAACUGAGAAGCGGAGAGGAAGAGGAACACGGCGAGCUUCUUCACUAAAACGUGUAAAAACCGGAUGUGCUUUUUCUCACAUGGAGAUAAACGUGAACGCGCUUCGAGUUGGAGGAAAAGUGUAGAGUGAUCAGGAUUGUCGUGAUCUCGCGCGCUCGGUGUGUGUGUGUGUGUGUGUGUGUGUGUGUGUGUGUGUGUGUGUGUGUGUGUGUUUAACUAUAGAUGAUUUAAUCUGGUUGGGGUUUGAAGAUCCCGGAGCGUCUCAGGGCGCAUGUUGAUUUUUUACCCCCCGUGAUUAGACUUCGGUUUCCACCUCCACCACCUCCUCCACCACCACCACCCCGAUGCUCCAGCAGCAGCCCUGAUGUGGGGGAAAAGUGCGGCAUGGCUGCAGGACGAGCUGGAGUCUGGGCUCAACUCUCUGCUCCUGCUCGACUGUCGGUCUCACGAGCUUUACGAGUCCUCACACAUCGAGUCCGCCAUCCAUCUCGCCAUCCCGGGCCUCAUGCUCCGCCGCCUGCGCAAAGGCAACCUGCCGAUCCGCUCCGUCAUCCCCAAUGACACGGACAAGGAGCGCUUCAUCCGCCGCUGCAAGAGCGACACCGUGCUGCUGUAUGACGAGAGCGGGGACAGCGGGGCGGCUGCUGCGGGCAGCGCGGGGUCCGUGCUGGGGCUCCUCAUGCACAGACUCCGGGAAGACGGCUGUAAGGCCUACUACCUGGAGGGAGGCUUUAAUAAGUUCCAGACGGAGUUCCCAGAACACUGCGAGACUAAUCUGGACUCGUCGUGUCCGAGCAGCUCUCCUCCCGUCUCGGUUCUGGGUCUGAGUGGAUUAAAGAUCAGCUCCGACGGAUCGGACGGUGAAUCGGACCGGGAGCCGAGCAGCGCCACCGAGUCGGAAGGCAGCCCGUUGCCUAGCAACCAGCCGGCGUUCCCGGUCCAGAUCCUGCCCUAUUUGUAUUUAGGCUGCGCUAAAGACUCCACCAACCUGGACGUCCUCGGAAAAUACAACAUCAAGUACAUUCUGAACGUGACGCCCAACCUGCCCAACAUGUUCGAGCAUGACGGAGAAUUCAAGUACAAGCAGAUUCCCAUCUCGGAUCACUGGAGCCAGAACCUGUCGCAGUUUUUCCCAGAGGCCAUUUCCUUCAUCGAUGAAGCUCGCUCUAAGAAGUGUGGUAUCCUGGUGCACUGCCUGGCGGGGAUUAGUCGCUCGGUCACGGUGACGGUGGCGUAUCUGAUGCAGAAACUCAACCUGAGUCUAAAUGAUGCUUACGACUUCGUCAAGCGCAAAAAAUCGAACAUCUCACCCAACUUUAACUUCAUGGGGCAGCUGCUGGACUUCGAGCGAACUCUAGGGUUAAACAGUCCGACCUGCGACAACCGAUCGCCCAAAGAGCAGCUGUUCUUCACCACACCCACCAAUCACAAUGUUUUCCAGCUCGAUACACUCGAGUCAACGUGAAAAACACCAAGACCAACAUUUUUGCCUCCAUGAGAAAGUUUUGAAAUGCAAUUAGGGCAGCGUUCAAUCGUAAAAUUUGCCCAGAAAUCGAUUGUGAAAGCAGAACCACAGAAACCCAGUGUUCACGUCACGGCAGCGUCUCGACUUUCUGUAAGACUGUUUACUUCUGGUGUUUUAUAAAACAAAGAGGAAACAAGAGACCAAAUGAAACCAGACAAAAGCAGCAGAAACUGAUUUGUCAUCAGGUUUUUACAACAACAACAAACUUCCUGUCCUGAUGGGUGCCAAUCUGGAAUUUUUUUAUUUUUUCAUUUACAUCUUUUUAAAAACAGGAUUUCGGGAAAGACAACUUGCUCGACUAAAUGUAGGGUUUGAGAUUUAAAAAACAAAUAUAACAAAAACAACAUGAAAAUGCCAUACGUCUGGACCAACAGCGAAAAAUCUGUAAAAAAAUUCCUGAUUGUAUCUGACCAAUGAGAACGGUGUGAGUUUUUUUAAUGGUUUGUUUUGACCUAAUGCGCUUUGCACAGAGGAAGUCUUUUACUCUCAUGGCACUUGAAACUGGUAAACAAACAAAAAGAGACAUUUUGAGGUCCUUAAGGUCGUUAACAAACGGCUCUUAACAAACUUCCUCGCUUCCUUCCUAAUGAACAUGUUUGUUUCUUUACUGACUCGUGCUCAGGCUCUUGUUAACAUUCAGUAUCAGAACCUGAUGUAUUGGAGCGUGUGCUGCUCGGCUCGGGGUGACGUUGCUGGUAAACGAGUGUUUAAGAGGUUUUUUUUACUUCUCUGGUCACUCCUGUGUUAACAGGACGGCAGAAAGUGUGUAGCGAGAGCGUUUCUGCAGGAAGAAACGUUGGAUGGGAGACAAAGGGACAUGGAUGAGUGGGUAGGAUUGCUUUACCGGCCUUAUAUAACCUUUUUUAAUUCUUUCUUAUUCUGACUGUUCAGUACUUAUUUGUAUCUCACUUUAGAAAUUGUCAUAAACUUAUUAAAAUCUAAGUGUUCAUUUGUAAAGGAAUCAAUAUGUAGUAAUAAUGACAGCUAAUGGUCUCUAACGGGUCAGUCCAGGUUGUGUUUGUUACUUCUGCAAUAUUAUCACACAAACUUUGCAGUAUUUUAUACAGUUGGGGAAAAAAACACCUCAGUUUUUAAUUCCUCUUUUCUACAAGUAUUUCACAAUUUCACACUAAAACCUACCGCCAAUUUCUCAGCCCACGUUCAGAACUGAGGGAACUUUUCAUCUCCGAGUUAAACAUGGCAUGUUCUGAUGAUCGUUUAGGAGAUCUAUUUCACCAUCGCUUGUUACGGAGAAGACGCCACAUUCAGACUUCUGUUUUCUCUAAAAAAAAAAAAAAAAGGGAAUCCCAUCAUUCUGUUGACUGACAGUCUGAAAACCACCGCAGCUCCGACUGACCAAUAUGAAUAAGAACACGUUUCAGCUAAUAGCUACAGAUUAUUUAGUAAAAGUUGUUGGCAUUAAAAAUUUCUUAAAUUCUGAUUGCUGAUACAACUCAAAACGUGACCAAACCUGCUAGCAUUAAUUAGCACAUUUGCUUGUUAUGAGUUAAAUAUGAUGAGAUUUUAAGAUGAAAAUUCACCAAAUCUUCAUCACACAGAACAAAUCCAUCAGCUCAUAGUCAACUGAUUUAUUUUUGUUUGUUUAGUAAACAGUUGCAUCUGGUUCUGUUUCGAAUCCCCACAAAUCUCAACAUUGUGCUCUAUGAUAUUCCUGUGGCCUUUCAAUGUAUUUGAAUAUAUCUAAUAUAUCUCUAUAUAAAUAUAAAUCUAUAUUUUAUGCAGAUAUGCAACAGUGUCCUCCUGAAUAAUUAGCGAGGAUGACCAGGAUUUCUCAUGCUUGAAACGACUUUUUAUCUGUUAGGAAGUUAGCAGCCAAUAAGAAAUAAGGAAAAAAAGAGACUCGAGACCGGCCGAUUUGGGAAAAUGUUCAUUUUAAUUUCUUUUAAAAGCCAUGUUAUUCCGCAUAAAAAAAAUUAAACCAAACAAAAGAGAUAAAAAACAGCUCAUGAACACAAGUGGAUUAAAAAAGUUCUGAUCUGUGAUCAAUAAUAAUGAGAGAAUUCCGACUCUCCUUUAUAUUAAAGUAUAAAUAUUUUUUAAAUCCAAACAUAAUCAACAAGGGAAAAAAGUAGAGAUUAGAAUUGAAACGAAAGUUAAAGUCAGUAAUAGCACAUGCUCGGUUCUUUCUCUUCUCAACUUUUAGCACAAAAGAAAUGAAGCAAAUUUUCCAAAAGAUCAGAAAAAUGUCUGCUGUCUUUCUCCAGUCUGAACUAAGAAUAGCUUUAAAGAUAGAACUAGGAACUAGCAUCAUGUGUAAAAAUGCUUACUCACUCAAUACUCUUCUAAUACAUGAGCUAGAGCUUUAGCAUGUUUACUGUACUGCUACUACAAACUAGCAUGGAAUAGACAUGCUAACACACAAGCUCAUACUGUGUACAUGAGGUUUUAGCUUGUGAAACAUUACAACUUAAUUAACAUUGCAGUAAAAAUGCUCACAUUGUAUACACAUUUAGAAAGCUUUAGCCUGUUUAACUAAAUGUUAUUUUGCCGCUAACUCAUUAGCCAGCAUCGUAGUGGACAUGCAAAUACCAAAACUAGCGCUAAAGCCAAUACCUUGUAUAUGAAGUGUUUGAACCAAGUACAACAGCAGCUUCAGCUUCCUGAUAAACGAAACCCUUUAAAUCAUCCAUUCUACUGUAACUUCAGCCCGAAUCCCCUGGCUUUCAUUUUUGAAGUAAAGGGUGAGGAUUAAAGCGGCGUAUCGUAUCGCUAACCCACCUCGGCCGACUCGAGUCCAGCAUGAGGAUUGGAGCUGAUUCCUGUACGAGCUUUGUGUUUAUUGUUGAAUUAUUUAAAUCUAAAUCCUUGAUUUCAAGCUGCUUCUCUGUUGAGGAAUGUUCGUGUCUCUGUAACAUGAAAUAUUUUUCAUCUGUAUUUUUGCCAGAAGCAUCGCAGAUUCUUCAGUUUCUGCGUAACAUUUAUUGUAGCUACAAAAACGAGAAGUUUGGAGAGAGGAAGAGUAAAACGAGUAAAUAACAAGGUGUGUAUCUUUACCUCACUGAGGACUUUUUCAGGGAUUUUUUGACAAUGCGUCUGCGUCGUGUUACAGCUUCACUAUUACCUGAUGAUCCGCUGUUUUUUUAUGUGCUGUAAACGUUUUUUUUUUUUAAAGAUGCAAUCUAUAUAAUGUGUAUAAUGUGGGCUGGUCAUGGGGCAGUGUGACCUUUUCUUGUUCUGAUUCAUGAAGGAUAUGAAAUUGUCCGUAUGUGUUGUACAGAUGUACGGAAAGCAACACGAGACAUGUUUAUACUGCAAAUAAAUAUUGAAUUAUUUUUUUGGUUAA
Molecule: messenger RNA, 4899 nt
Organism: Tachysurus vachellii
Lineage: Eukaryota; Metazoa; Chordata; Actinopteri; Siluriformes; Bagridae
Gene: dusp7
Product: dual specificity phosphatase 7
Exons: 3
Coding region: 435-1535 (366 amino acids)
Biological process (GO): negative regulation of MAPK cascade; protein dephosphorylation
Cellular component (GO): cytosol; cytoplasm
Molecular function (GO): protein tyrosine/threonine phosphatase activity; MAP kinase tyrosine/serine/threonine phosphatase activity
Source: RefSeq, a predicted model, not a curated record